GCAGGCAUUCGCGCCGAGUCCGCGCCUAAUAUGGACAGAGAGUAGUUCAGCCGCAGCACCAUCCCGAUAACAGACGACGAAGCCACCACCGAAGUCCACCCAGUGAUCCGGCAUCAUGAUCAGCCUGAAUCCCCCGACCUAUGCGUACAUGCGCGAUGGCAGCAACCUCAGCCUGGCGGAGAGUGUGCCCGCCGAGAUCAUGCACAUGGUGGAUCCCUACUGGUACCAGUGGCCCCCGCUCGAGCCCAUGUGGUUCGGGAUCAUCGGGUUUGUGAUCGCCAUUCUCGGCACCAUGUCGCUGACGGGCAACUUCAUUGUGAUGUACAUCUUCACCUCGUCGAAGGGCCUGCGCACGCCCUCCAACAUGUUCGUGGUGAACCUGGCCUUCUCCGACUUCAUGAUGAUGUUCACAAUGUUUCCGCCUGUGGUGCUAAACGGAUUCUACGGCACCUGGAUCAUGGGACCGUUCCUGUGCGAGCUGUACGGCAUGUUUGGCUCGCUCUUCGGGUGCGUCUCCAUCUGGUCGAUGACCCUGAUUGCCUACGACCGGUACUGUGUAAUUGUGAAGGGCAUGGCCAGGAAGCCCCUGACCGCCACUGCGGCCGUAAUCCGUCUCUUGGUCGUCUGGAUUAUCUGCGGUGCCUGGGCACUGUUCCCACUCUUCGGCUGGAAUCGCUAUGUGCCCGAGGGAAACAUGACCGCCUGCGGCACUGAUUACUUCGCCAAGGACUGGUGGAAUCGCUCCUACAUUAUCGUCUACUCCCUGUGGGUCUACCUCACGCCGCUACUGACCAUCAUCUUCUCCUACUGGCACAUCAUGAAGGCUGUGGCUGCCCACGAGAAGGCCAUGCGGGAGCAGGCCAAGAAGAUGAAUGUGGCUUCUCUGCGCAACAGUGAAGCCGACAAGAGCAAGGCCAUCGAGAUCAAACUGGCCAAGGUGGCCCUGACCACCAUAUCCCUGUGGUUCUUCGCCUGGACCCCCUAUACAAUCAUCAACUACGCGGGCAUCUUCAAGUCCAUGCACCUGAGUCCCCUCAGCACUAUUUGCGGAUCCGUUUUUGCCAAGGCCAAUGCCGUUUGCAACCCCAUCGUAUACGGUUUGAGCCAUCCCAAGUACAAGCAGGUGCUUCGGGAGAAGAUGCCCUGCCUGGCCUGCGGCAAGGACGACUUUGGCUCAGACUCGAGGACCCAGGCCACCGCCGAGAUCAGCGAAUCCCAGGCCUAAACACAUCAGAGACGACGACUGCAGCAGUAGGGAACUGACAACUCUAGAUCUACACAGACUCAACUAUUUUGCAACUCAAGGAAACCAAAAAAAAAGAUGGCAAAUAAAAAAUGUAAAAAAAAAUAAAUGUAUUGUAAAAAUAAAACUGCAAUUGAUACAAAAUCAAA
This is a messenger RNA of Drosophila ananassae, 1392 nucleotides long. RefSeq names its product opsin Rh6. The transcript has 3 exons. The record is from RefSeq and is a predicted model, not a curated record. Gene Ontology annotation, molecular function: G protein-coupled receptor activity. Gene Ontology annotation, cellular component: membrane. NCBI's taxonomy places the organism in Eukaryota, Metazoa, Arthropoda, Insecta, Diptera, Drosophilidae. The coding region runs from base 116 to 1225 and encodes 369 amino acids. Gene Ontology annotation, biological process: visual perception; phototransduction; G protein-coupled receptor signaling pathway.